Entelurus aequoreus (snake pipefish) is the source of this 2293-nucleotide messenger RNA. Its product is annotated as nucleus accumbens-associated protein 2-like. The record is from RefSeq and is a predicted model, not a curated record. The transcript has 7 exons. Lineage: Eukaryota; Metazoa; Chordata; Actinopteri; Syngnathiformes; Syngnathidae. Gene Ontology annotation, biological process: regulation of transcription by RNA polymerase II. Bases 447 to 2090 code for a protein of 547 amino acids. Gene Ontology annotation, molecular function: protein binding; RNA polymerase II cis-regulatory region sequence-specific DNA binding; DNA-binding transcription factor activity, RNA polymerase II-specific.
CCAUGUCUGUCUGCUCCCCCCGCCCCUGACACACACACACACACACACACACACACACACAGACACACACACAGACACACACACACACACACACACACACACACACACAGGAAGCAGCAGACGCUGCGUAGCCGCAUGGAGGAGGAGGAGCAGAGAGGAGGUGUUCGUCUCCACAACAACUAAAGUCUUCUUGGUCCUUGGACCUGCCGACCAGACUGGACUAAGCGUGACCAGACUGGACUAAGCGUGACCAGACUGGACUAAGCGUGACCGGACUGGACUUCAGCAGGUCAGAGAGUAAAGCAAAGAUUUAACCUUCCGACCUCUUAGACAGCCACCUCCCCCUCAUCCUUUGACCCCCUGACCCUGCCGCUACAACAUGGACGCAAGCCCCUCCGGAGGCGACCCCGACAGGUGAACACGCCCUCGCUCCGUCCCGCGCCGCCAUGACGGAGGGGCUGCUGCAGGUGGAGAUCCCGGACUUCGGCAGCAGCGUGCUGGGCAGCCUGAACCAGCAGAGGCUGCUGGGACACCACUGUGACGUCUCCAUCCUGGUCCAGGGUCAGCUCUUCAAGGCCCACCGCGCCGUCCUGGCCGCCUCCUCGCUCUACUUCCGAGACCUGUUCAGCGCCGAGUCCUCCGAGGCCAGCGAGUCCUCCCAGGUGACUUUCGAGCUGCCCUCCUCCGUGACGCCCGCCUGCUUCCGGCAGAUUCUCUCCUUCUGCUACACGGGCCGCCUCAACAUGGCGCCCAGCGAGCAGCUGGUUCUCAUGUACACGGCGGGGUACCUGCAGAUCCAGAACAUCGUGGAGCGGGGGCUGGAACUGAUGAUGAUGAAGUCCUCCUCGUCCUCGCCGUACUGCUGUGACUCACAGACCACUUCAGCAGACGAGCUGGGAGCUUCAGACCUGCCGGGGGUCCAGCAGCCCCAGCAGGGGGCCAGUCCAUCCAUGAGUCCAGAAGAGCUGCUGAUGGCGGUCAGCAGGAUCAAACAGGAGAGACAAGACUCUCCUCCUGGAGAAGACAUGGAGGCCAGAGCCGAGCUCCAGACCACCACAGGGGGCGCUGUGUGCUACCUGGGUGCAGGUGCGGGCGUGGUUCUGGGCCUGCAGUCCUACCUCCUGGCAGGUGGGGGGCGCUCUAGUUCGGAAGGGACGGACUCGCCCCCCUCCCACCCCCCAACCGAGGAGGAGCUGGAGGACAACUACUUCUGCAACAGCAGCCAGUCCGGAAUGUUCCAACACAUGUUUGGACAGGAGAAGAUGGAGCUGCUGCGUCUGCCGCUGGGCAGCGAGCGGCGUGCGUGCGUGCUGGUGGGCGGAGACAACAUGGCGCUCCCGGCCAGUCUGGUCAGUCAGAUCGGAUAUCGCUGCCACCCCUCGCUCUACGGCGAGGGAGAACCUGGAGAGAAGGUGGAGCUGGUGGCAGGUUCAGGUGUGUUCAUGACCCGAGGUCAGCUGAUGAACUGUCACUUGUGUGCUGGGGUCAAACACAAAGUUCUGCUCAGGAGGCUGCUGGCAACCUUCUUUGACAGAAACACUCUGGCCAAUAGCUGUGGGACUGGGAUCCGCUCCUCCACCAAUGAUCCCAGCCGAAAGCCCCUGGACAACCGAGUGUUAAACACAGUCAAACUCUACUGUCAGAAGUUUGCUCCGAGCUUCAAGGAGAGCGAGAUGAACGUGAUCGCAGCAGACAUGUGCACCAAUGCUCGCAGAGUAAGAAAGCGUUGGCUCCCCAAGAUCCAUUCUCUGCUCCCCGGCGGCCUGGCUAACUCCGCCCCCCAGGCCCGCAGGGCCAGGAGGGGGGGCGCGGUGCGAGCGGGGGGAGGAGACGUCCAUUUGGAACUGGACCUACGUCCGCCAGGCCAGGAGGUGGACAGGGAGGAGCCUCACCUACAGCUGGUUGGCUCGCGAGGGGGCGGAGCAAGGCAGAUGGGCGUGGAUGCAGGAAGUGAAGGGCGGUCACAACAUCAGGACCCCGCCCUCUGCGUCUCAUCCUCCUACUCACCUGAAUCCUCCCCCUACAUGGCUGAGACUGCACCCCCUGACACUGAUGACAGGGGGGCGGAGCCUCUUCAACACAGCCAAUAAGCUCUUUACUGCAGGCGCCUAACUGUCUAUUAGCUCUUCCUGUCUGUCUGCUGGCCAUCUGUCCCCUACCUCACUUCCUGUCUGGCCCCUAUUGCACUUCCUGCCUUAUCUGUCCCCUACCUCACUUCCUGUCUGUCCCCUACCUCACUUCUUGUCUUAUCAGUCCCCUACCUCACUUCCUGCCUUAUCUGUCCCCCACCUCA